AUGAGCGGGGCGAACACCCCCUCCGUCGAAGGAUCGACGCCAAGAGCGAGUUCUCGGGAAAUUCACCGAACAGACGAUGAAAAGGAUAUCGUACUCGACCAAACAAAACGAGACUCCGAUCUCGAGAGUGGUCCCGCACAACCCAACAACGAAGAGAAAGCAGAUGUCGACCCGAACAUUGUCACCUGGGAUGGACCAGACGAUCCUGAGAACCCACUCAACUGGACAUCAAAAAGGAAACUCGGAGCUACAUGUUCAAUUGCCCUGAUCACCCUACUCACGCCUCUCGGCUCUUCUAUGUUCGCACCCGGCGUCCCACGACUAGUCAAAGACUUCGGAGUAACCAGCACCGAGCUCUCAUCCUUCGUUGUCUCUGUAUACCUACUUGGAUAUUGUUUCGGGCCUCUGCUACUGGCACCUCUGUCAGAGAUGUACGGUCGACAAUACCUCUAUCAUGGCUGCAAUAUUCUCUAUGUGAUUUGGACGAUUGCUUGCGCCGUUGCGCCGGAUAUUGGCAGCCUCGUUGUGUUCCGGUUCUUCGCUGGGUUUGCUGGUAGUUGUCCGCUGACUAUUGGUGCUGGAUCUAUUGCCGAUAUUUUUCCGCAGGAGAAGAGGGGUGCUGCUAUGGCAGCUUGGGCUAUUGGGCCUUUGAUUGGGCCUGUUAUUGGACCUAUUGCUGGAGCAUUCUUGUCGCAGGCUAAGGGUUGGAGGUGGACUUUCUGGGUUUUGGCUAUGGCUAGCGGCGCCAUCUCAUUCACCUCAAUAUUCACCAUCCGCGAGUCUUACGCACCAACGCUCCUAGCCCGAAAAACAAAGAAACUCCAGAAAGAAACAGGAAACAUGAACCUACGCUCAGCCCUUGACAGCGGCCGCACACCACGAGACCUAUUCCUCUUCUCAAUCGUCCGCCCAACCAAAAUGCUCUUCCUCUCCCCAAUUGUAUUCCUCCUCUCCCUCUACGUUGGCGUGAUAUACGGAUAUCUAUAUCUGCUAUUCACAACCAUCACUCCAGUCUUCGAAGAGAACUACGGCUUUUCCCAGGGCAUAGUCGGCCUCUCAUACCUCGGUAUUGGCAUUGGGUCAAUCUUGGGACUCGCGAUUCUAGGAGCCACCUCUGACCGUCUACUAAAUUAUCUAUCUGCCAAGAACGGAGUCAGGAAACCGGAAUACCGUCUUCCACCAAUGAUUCCCGGAUCCCUGUUUAUCCCGGCUUCACUGUUUAUGUAUGGCUGGUCGGCGUAUUAUCAUGCCCACUGGAUUGUGCCCAUUAUUGGGACUUCGUUACUUGGUGUCGGCAUGCUGGUUUCCUUCAUGACUGUCAGUACCUACUUGGUAGACGCAUUCACGAUCUACGCUGCCUCCGCCAUGGCUGCUAAUACGGUUUUCCGCUCACUGGCCGGCGCAAUGCUCCCCCUCGCCGGUCCUAAAAUGUACCAAGCACUUGGACUUGGGUGGGGAAACUCGCUACUUGGAUUUAUUGCAUUGGCACUUUGCGGGCUACCUGUCAUUUUUUGGCUGUAUGGUGAGCGCAUAAGAACUAGUAAGCGGUUCCAGGUGGAGUUUUGA
Molecule: messenger RNA, 1566 nt
Organism: Penicillium arizonense
Lineage: Eukaryota; Fungi; Ascomycota; Eurotiomycetes; Eurotiales; Aspergillaceae
Product: MFS transporter
Exons: 6
Coding region: 1-1566 (521 amino acids)
Biological process (GO): transmembrane transport
Molecular function (GO): transmembrane transporter activity
Source: RefSeq, a predicted model, not a curated record